AUGAGCCCCAAGAACGUCGUCAUUACCGGUGCUAGCGGUCUGCUCGGCCGCGCGGCCGUGACCUACUUCCGCGCCCAGGGCGACAAUGUGACUGCCCUCGCAUGGACGCGUGCCGACAAGGACGCGAGCUACACCAAGCUCGACCUCACCGAUGCUGCGGCUGUGGACGCGUGGUUUGCUGCCAACAAGGUCGACGCCGUGGUCCACUGUGCCGCUGAGCGCCGCCCCGACGUUGCCGAAGCGAACCCCGAGGCGGCCGAGACCAUCAACGUCGCCGUCCCCAAGCACCUCGGCGAGCUCGCUGUCAAGCACGGUUUCACCCUGCUUUACAUUUCCACCGACUAUGUGUUCAACGGUCGCAACCCUCCCUACGAGGUCGAGGCCACCCCCGACCCGCUCCAGAUGUACGGCCGCCAGAAGCUUGCGGGCGAGAAAGCGACCCUUGGCGCACGUGAGCAGGGUGCCAAUGCCGCUGCUAUCCGUGUCCCCGUCUUGUUCGGUCGUGCCGAGUACAAUGGCGAAUCGGCGGUCAACAUUCUUGUAGAGGUCGUCAAGGACCAGUCUGGCAAGGCUUACAGCAUGGACGACUAUCAGGUCCGUAACCCGACCAACGUCGAGGACGUCGCCCGUGUCCUGUACGACCUUACCCACCUGUCGAAGCCCCUUCCCCCUCUCAUUCACUUCCGCUCGUCGGGUCCAGACAUGACCAAGUGGGACAUGACCAAGACUCUUGGCCGUAUCCUCAACCAGCCCAUUACGCACGUCACUCCCCAGAGCGGCAAGCCUGAGAUCAAGCCUGGCCAGACUGAACGUCCGUGGAACACCAAGCUCACGGUCAAGGUCCUCGAGGAGCUGGGCGUCAGGACGGACGAUGAAAAGUCGUUUGAGCAGUGGUGGACGGCGUACCUUGCCGAGAAGCCCAACGGAUUCUAA
Molecule: messenger RNA, 933 nt
Organism: Apiotrichum porosum
Lineage: Eukaryota; Fungi; Basidiomycota; Tremellomycetes; Trichosporonales; Trichosporonaceae
Exons: 9
Coding region: 1-933 (310 amino acids)
Biological process (GO): S-adenosylmethionine biosynthetic process
Cellular component (GO): methionine adenosyltransferase complex
Molecular function (GO): methionine adenosyltransferase regulator activity
Source: RefSeq, a predicted model, not a curated record